GGGCUGCGUGAACCUGUGCUUCUUUGCUUCUGUCCAUUAGAUCGCAGCCUCUUGGAUACCAGCCGGUCUCUACAGGAGGUGUUGCUGGGGCUGCUUGCUCCCACACCUGAAUUCACAUUCCUCCUCCGCCACUCACUACAGCAGGAUGGAGCCAGGUGAGGAACUGGAGGAGGAGGACUCUCCGGGUGGCCGAGAGGAUGGCUUCACUGCUGAGCACCUGGCUGCGGAGGCCAUGGCAGCUGACAUGGACCCCUGGCUGGUGUUCGAUGCCCGCACUACACCUCCUGCUGAGCUGGAUGCCUGGUUGGCCAAGUACCCACCAUCCCAAGUCACACGCUAUGGGGACCCCGGUUCACCCAACUCUGAACCUGUGGGCUGGAUUGCAGCCUAUGGGCAGGGCUAUACCCCCAACUCAGGUGAUGUACAGGGCCUGCAGGCAGCCUGGGAGGCUCUGCAGACCAGCGGGCGGCCUAUCACACCAGGUACCCUGCGCCAGCUGGCCAUCACCCACCAUGUGCUUUCAGGCAAGUGGCUGAUUCACCUGGCACCUGGCUUCAAGCUGGACCAUGCCUGGGCUGGCAUUGCCCGGGCUGUGGUUGAGGGCCGACUUCAGGUGGCCAAGGUGAGCCCACGGGCCAAGGAGGGUGGGCGCCAGGUCAUCUGUGUUUACACGGACGACUUUACGGACCGCUUAGGUGUACUGGAGGCAGAUUCGGCCAUCCGUGCGGCAGGCAUUAAGUGUCUGCUCACCUACAAGCCAGAUGUCUACACCUACCUGGGCAUCUACCGGGCCAAUCGCUGGCAUCUCUGCCCUACUCUCUAUGAGAGCCGUUUCCAGCUUGGAGGCAAUUCGCGUGGCUCUCGGGUGCUGGACCGUGCCAACAAUGUGGAACUCACCUAAUAAGGCCAAAUGGGGGAGACUGUCCUCUAUCCCCACCCUGCUGAGGAUGGACCCAACUGUCUUCCUCCUCCUCGUCCCAAGGCCAAAACCCCCCAGCUCUGAGGAUUAGGUUACUUGGUAACUUCCUGCAUCUUCAGUCCCCUGGAACUUUUGCCCUUUGUUCAGGGCUGGCUCCAGCCCCAAAAGACUUGGGGCUUGGCUCCCUGAGGGGCAAGCCCUCAGCCUUCCUCUUUGCUGCUCCCAUCACUGCCCAGGAUCACAGUUUGGGUGCAGAUACUCAAGAAGAGAACCUUCCUUGGCCACCCUUGUCCCCAGCUAUACCUACCCCUCCUCCUGCAUUCUUCCCUUCUUUCCUUCCUUCCUCUCAAGGGGGGAAACUUAGUGCUUCCAUUCGCUCUCCUUGGAGCCAUCAUAGUCCAGGGGACAGGGGCCCUGCAGGACUGAGCAUGCCAUUUUGUUGGGAGGGUCGUUGUGCCUGCUCAUCCCCUGGCAGAAAGGGGAUGCAAGGCCGCAACAUGGGGCCUGCCCCUCCCUGCCCACUCACAGUCUGCACCAUCUUCCUCCCUUCUCUGGCUACCUUGACAUGUGCCUGUUCCUGGCAUUUCAAUAAAACCCAGCUUGGGUCUGUGUCUUGA
This is a messenger RNA of Ictidomys tridecemlineatus (thirteen-lined ground squirrel), 1536 nucleotides long. The record is from RefSeq and is a predicted model, not a curated record. NCBI's taxonomy places the organism in Eukaryota, Metazoa, Chordata, Mammalia, Rodentia, Sciuridae.